Neoarthrinium moseri is the source of this 843-nucleotide messenger RNA. RefSeq lists its product as uncharacterized. The transcript has a single exon. The coding region runs from base 1 to 843 and encodes 280 amino acids. Gene Ontology annotation, cellular component: nuclear exosome (RNase complex); nucleolus; cytoplasmic exosome (RNase complex). NCBI's taxonomy places the organism in Eukaryota, Fungi, Ascomycota, Sordariomycetes, Amphisphaeriales, Apiosporaceae. Gene Ontology annotation, biological process: rRNA catabolic process; nuclear mRNA surveillance; poly(A)-dependent snoRNA 3'-end processing. The record is from RefSeq and is a predicted model, not a curated record.
AUGCCCCUCGACACCUCAACCUACAACCUGGCGCUGCUGCGCGUCGACGGCCGCCGCUGGAACGACCUCCGCCGGCUGCACGGGCAGAUCCGCACGCAGGCCGCCGCCGACGGCUCGUCGUACCUCGAGAUGGGCAACACCAAGGUCAUGUGCGUGGUGACGGGGCCCAGCGAGUCGGCGCGGCGCGGGGGCGCGGGGGGCGGCGCCGGCGGGCCCGCGGCCUCGUCGUCCUCGUCGACGGCGACGACGCCCAACGGCGCCGAGAUCGCCGUGACCAUCGUGACGGGCGGCUUCAGCACCGUGGACCGCAAGAAGCGGUCGCGGACGGACAAGCGCGUGCAGGAGCUGCAGGCGGGCGUGGCCAAGGCGCUGGCCGGCGCGCUGCACGCCCACCUGUACCCGCGGUCGACCAUCGCCGUGUCGCUGCACGUGCUGUCGCAGGACGGGUCGCUGCUGGCGUGCCUGGUCAACGCGAGCACGCUGGCGCUGGUCGACGCCGGCGUGCCCAUGACGGACUACCUGGUGGCCUGCACGGCCGGGUCGACCAGCGGCCACGGCGCCGGCGACGAGGGCGCCGACCCCCUGCUCGACCUCAACGGCCAGGAGGAGCAGGAGCUGCCCUUCCUGACGCUCGGCACCCUCGGCGCCACCGACCGCGUCGCCCUGCUGGUCUGCGAGAGCCGCGUCCAGGUCGGCCGCCUCGAGGGCAUGAUGGCCGUGGCCGCCGACGGGUGCGGCCACAUCCGCGCGGCCCUGGAUCGGAUCGUGCGCGACAAGGGCGCCCAGAUGGUGCGGGAGGGGGCUAUUGCGAAGGGAGAGAGCAUUGGUAUGGAUCUGGACUAA